UAGGUUGCUCGCAAACAGUGUUGACCCUGUCUGGAGGCUCCCCAGAAGAGUGCUGAUAGCCAUGAUGAGAUAGAGCAAUAGGAGGAUAGCACUGACGUGUCUACUCAGAAGCUGCUUGAUACUCAUGGCAUUGUCCUGGAGGCCAUCAGUCAGGACCUGCUCCAGAUGCAGAUACUAGGAUACAUCUGCCUCGCAGACGACAACGGAGACAGCAUACUAGGGAGAUGAGGGGCCCUCAGCCAUACCUGCAAUAGACAUACCUUACUAGAAAGUUCCACUGAUGCUUGCUGCUUUAUGAAUUGGAGCACAAGAGAAAGGACCAGGAUACCGGCAUCAGCUACAGACUUCUUGUGUGACCCUGGCAUUGAGAACCUGCCAUUUGAAUUGCAGAGAAAUUUCCAACUCAUGCGAGAUCUAGACCAGCGAACAGAAGACCUCAAGUCAGAGAUUGAUAAACUGGCCACAGAGUAUAUCAGCAAUGCACGGACUCUUUCUUCGGAGGAAAAACUGGGACUUCUCAAGCAAAUUCAGGAGGCCUAUGGGAAAUGCAAGGAGUUCGGGGAUGACAAAGUGCAGCUGGCCAUGCAGACCUAUGAAAUGGUGGAUAAGCACAUCCGGCGGCUAGACACGGACCUUGCCCGUUUUGAAGCUGACUUGAAGGAGAAGCAGAUUGAGUCGAGUGACUACGACAGCUCCUCCAGCAAGGGCAAGAAAAAGGGCCGGGCCCAAAAGGAGAAGAAAGCUGCCCGUGCUCGUUCUAAGGGGAAAAACUCUGAUGAGGAGGCACCAAAGAUGGCUCAAAAGAAGCUGAAACUCGUCCGCACCACAGAGUAUGGGAUGCCCUCAGUGACAUUUGGAAAUGUGCACCCCUCAGAUGUGCUUGAUAUGCCUGUGGAUCCCAACGAACCCACCUACUGCCUGUGCCACCAGGUCUCCUAUGGGGAGAUGAUUGGCUGUGAUAACCCUGAUUGCUCCAUCGAGUGGUUCCAUUUCGCCUGUGUGGGCCUGACGACAAAGCCAAGAGGAAAAUGGUUCUGCCCUCGCUGCUCCCAGGAGAGGAAGAAGAAAUAAAAUCCCUAGAGCCCCCUGGUGCAGUGGCCAGAGUCCCAUCUCUUCUGCUAGGGCCUCAUCAAGGCUCCCCUAGGCCUUGAGGUUGGGGGGAGUCUUGCCCUAUUUGUGAUUAGGGUGACCUUUGAAUGGGCUAUGUCCUCAUGACAGUUCCAGUGUGUUCUGUAUCCUGUGCUACCUUCAAAUUCCCCUUGGAAGUCCUUUGUGUGUGCUGUUCUAGAACAGGUCUCUGAAUCCCAGAGGGAAUGAAGGUAGCUAGGUAGCCCCCAGAUUCCCAGGGGUAGGAUGGUCCCCUGAUUUCCCUGGCUCACCCUUCACCCCACUUAGAGUCCAUUGCCUGCAUCACUCCUUGGGGAAGCCAGGCUUAGUCGGGGAAGUGAAAGAUUACCUGAAUGCCCAUGGGAAGGAGGUUAAGUCUCCCCAAACUUUAUAGGUUCCUGAUUUUAUUAGAUCUCUCCUGGGUGUGGGGGUAAGCAGGCCACCUCUUCAUCUUACAGGUUGGUUGAAAAGUUGGAUCCCUUAGUCCCCUGCCCUACCUUACAUUCCACUAUCAGCUUCAGUAUCCAGUGGUCUCUCUGUUGUAUGUGGGAGAGGAUGGAGUUUAGAGAUAGCCGAAGUCUCAUUUAUUCCCCUUCUGGGGGAAUAUCUCAGGAAUGGGUACUGUGUCUUACAGGAAAGAGGAAGCGUUCAUGAUCUCAGGUGGAAAUGGCUCUGUACCACCUGUGCUUCUGCCCCAGAGUUCCCCAAUCCUUUUUGCUCUCCAAGAUCCUUUGUUCUGCUGGUGAUGGGAAGUUUGGGAAUCAAGAUCCACCUUGUAAAAUAUGGAAUUAAAUAAAACCCAUUGAAACAAAAA
Molecule: messenger RNA, 1921 nt
Organism: Mauremys mutica (yellowpond turtle)
Lineage: Eukaryota; Metazoa; Chordata; Testudines; Geoemydidae
Gene: ING4
Product: inhibitor of growth family member 4
Exons: 9
Coding region: 295-1071 (258 amino acids)
Biological process (GO): regulation of DNA-templated transcription; positive regulation of apoptotic process
Cellular component (GO): nucleus
Source: RefSeq, a predicted model, not a curated record